GGCGGCCGCCGCGGGGCCCGGGCCGUGCCCACCAACAUCUUGGCCCAGCUCCGGCACGGGCAGCUCAGCGGCUGCGGCCUCACGCGGGGAGCUCAGAUCACAGAGGCCUUGUUAAAGGAGAGAGAUAAACAAGCAAAAUGGAAUGGGAUCCCCUUGCUGUUGCAAAAACUGUAUGAACACAGCCACCCCAACAGUGACUUCUCCCAGUGCCAAAGCAUCUUAAAGGAAAUUUCUCCACUUCUUUCAAUGGAAGCCAUGGCAUUUGUUACAGAAGACAGGAAAGUUGCUCAGGAGUCCACUUUCCCAAACACAUACACGUUUGACUUAUUUGGAGGAGUCGAUCUUUUAGUAGAAAUUCUCAUGAGACCAACGCUUAUUACACAGAAAAAGAAACAGAAAAUAAGUGAUGACCUCAUCAAGGACUGUCUGAGCAUACUGUACAACACCUGUAUUUGUACCGAAGGAGUCACAAGGCGAUUGGCAGAAAGAAAUGACUUUGUGUUGUUCCUGUUUACACUGAUGACAAACAAAAAGACAUUCCUACAAACUGCAACACUCAUCGAAGAUAUCCUGGGAGUUAAAAAGGAAAUGAUCCAACUGGAUGAUAUUCCCAAUCUUGCGAGCCUUGUGUCCAGUUUUGAUCAGCAGCAGCUUGCCAACUUCUGCAGGAUCCUUGCUGUCACCAUCUCUGAGCUCGACACAGGAAGCGAUGACAAACACACGCUUCUUGCCAAAAAUGCCCAGCAGAAAAAAAACUUGGGUCCUUCUCGAGCUGAAAUUAAUCAAGCUACCCUUUUAAAUAUCCCAGGUUUCAUUGAGCGAUUGUGCAAACUGGCAACACGGAAGGUGUCUGAAACCACAGGUACUUCCAGCUUCCUCCAGGAGUUGGAAGAAUGGUACACCUGGCUGGACAAUGCACUAGUACUUGAUGCACUGAUGAGAGUGGCAAAUGAAGAGGCAGAGCAGAGCAGUACAGAGUCUUCGGAUGAAAGCGGCUUGGCCAACACCUCGACACGGACACAGCUUCCCCAGUCCAUGAAGAUCAUGCACGAGAUCAUGUAUAAGCUGGAGGUGCUGUAUGUCCUCUGCGUGCUGCUCAUGGGGAGACAGAGGAAUCAGGUUCAUAAAAUGAUAGCAGAGUUCAAACUGAUUCCUGGCCUCAACAACUUGUUUGACAAACUCAUCUGGAGAAAGCAUUCAGCUUCAGCUCUUGUUCUGCACGGACACAAUCAAAAUUGUGAUUGUAGCCCAGACAUUACUUUAAAGAUACAGUUCUUGAGGCUUCUUCAGAGCUUUAGUGAUCACCACGAGAACAAGUACCUUCUUCUAAACAGCCAGGAGCUGAAUGAACUGAGUGCCAUCUCCCAUAAAGCCAACAUCCCUGAAGUGGAUGCAGUUGUCAACACAGACAGGAGUCUUGUUUGUGAUGGGAAGAGAGGCUUGUUGACCAGACUGCUGCAGGUCAUGAAGAAGGAACCAGCUGAAUCCUCCUUCAGGUUUUGGCAAGCAAGGGCAGUUGAAAGUUUUCUGCGAGGCACCACCUCCUAUGCAGACCAGAUGUUCCUGCUCAAGAGAGGGCUCCUGGAGCAUAUUCUCUACUGCAUUGUUGAUAGUGAGUGCAAGUCACGAGAUGUGCUCCAGAGUUACUUUGACCUCCUGGGAGAACUGAUGAAAUUCAAUAUUGAUGCAUUCAAGAGAUUCAACAAGUACAUCAACACAGAUGAGAAGUUCCAGAUAUUUUUGAAUCAGAUCAACAGCUCACUGGUUGACUCCAACAUGCUGGUGCGUUGCAUCACGCUGUCCCUGGACCGGUUUGAGAACCAGUCUGAUGCGAAAGUUGCAGAAGUGCUGUCCGAGUGCCGCCUGCUGUCCUACAUGUCCCAGAUGUCCAUGAGGAUGUCCUUCCUGUUCCGUCUCAUUAACAUUAUCCACGUGCAGACACUGACACAGGAAAAUGUCAGUUGUCUGAACACAAGUUUAGUCAUCCUCAUGCUGGCCCGAAGGAAAGAGAAGCUGCCUUUUUAUCUGCGCACUUUGCAACAGAUGGAAUACACGGAAAAAUACCCGGGCUUCAUCCUGAACAACUUCCACAGUCUCCUGCGAUUCUGGCAGCAGCAUUACCUCAACAAGGACAAAGACAGCACCUGCUUAGAAAAUAGCUCAUGUAUUAGUUUUACCUACUGGAAAGAGACUGUAUCUAUACUGCUCAGUCCAGACCGGACAUCCCCCUGUGCCAUAGUUAGCUACAUCGACGAGGCAUACAUGGACAUUGACAGAGACUUUUCUGAGGAGUAACCCUUCACCCUGGGCUCUCAAGGACAGCACUCGGGGGGCACCUCAGCCCGUGGAUUUUCAGGGAUACGCUGUGUAGUGUGUGUGUGUGCGCGGCUCGGAGCGCCGGGCCCUCCUGCAUUGUCACAACCCCAGCCCUCUCCCGACCCCCAGCUCUGAUCUCUUAACAAAAGAGACUUGGAAAGCUCUCUGGGCAACACAUUCAGGGAUGUAUCUUCCAGUUAUUCUGGGAUAAAAAUAUUCACCUGCAAAAAACCAGCCUCUUGAUUUUGUUUUUUUCCCCCCCUUCCCUCUCUCUCCCAGCCCCGCGUGGCUGGUCAGAGGUUGUUUUUUUUAAUUGACAGAUGAGGAUAUUCUGUAUGUGCCAAUGUGGCUGUAUUUCAUGGCUACCAGAAUUAGCAAGUCAAAAAGCACAGAAAUUGCCCUCCAAAUGUGAGGUCCAAGGAGCCAGCCUGACUGGGACCUGACUCACCAGCCACGUGCAGAGCCACCACAAGGACUCCCUUCAGGUGUAACUUCCGUUGGGCUUUGGAACCAGGGGCUUAGGGUUGGUUAGAGUGUGAGAGUGUGUGUGUGUGUGCUUUUAAUUCCUGAGAGCCCUGGCUCCAGUCACCUCUUUACCAUCUACUUUUGGAUCAUUUGGUACUAAAGCUGUCUGUUUGUGUGUUAGGAGAGAACCUCUGCUCCUGCUCUUCCCUGCAGAUCCUUCCCAUCCAAAGGUGUUUUGCAAUAUCUGCGGAGAACAGAGACAUUUCAGCAGUGGUGGAAUUGCAAUAGGGGUUGGCUUUUUCAUGGAGCACUAGCAUUAAAAUGUACUAAUUUUUUAAACUUGCAGCUUGUCCCUUCUUGGGUAACUAAACUGGUUUUAAAAUCCUUUUCAGGACCAUUGCUCUUGAUGCUAACCUGCUAUGCCUGGAAGUCUUAGGGUCAGUCUCUGCUUUCAGUCCUUAAUAUCAACACACACAUUAAUCUUGAAGUGCAAUAUUUACUGGAGAUGUCAGGUGUGUUGUUUUUUUUUUUUCCUGGAUCUAUUUUAAUCAGAAUGUGUUAAGUGCUGGGAAUAAACACUCCUGGUUGGAUUGAAAGUAACUUUGUAGGAUAUGUUGGGAAAGGGGGAGUUGGGUUUUGGCUGUCCUGAUUGCCAAGCCUGGACGUUUCCUGCCUGCUCACCAACAUUAAUUGUGUUGCUCCAAGACAGGCAGAUUCCCAGGAAUGAGAUUCAGUCUGAAGUCCUGAGCCAUUGCAUUGAAGUCAAAAAAUGUCUUGCAGCUCCAGCUCAGAGAAACCAGUUUUCUUUGAAUUUUUAUAAAUGUUCUUAACUUAUUUGACGAGAUGACUUGACUUCAGCUCUGCCCAACCUCUGGAGAGUGGCCAGGGGUGAGGAUGUCCCAGAGCUGUAGGAUUUUGUCUCUAAUCUUUGCCAGCAGAACUAAACCCACGCUGAGGAUCCCUGUGCUGGGGCCUGGAUGAGUGGACAAGGGUUCCAGCCCCGGAUGCAGGAUUUGUUCUCCAGACCUCCCCCUUCUCCUCUUGCUGAUCUCACCCCCCGGUGUCCUGCUGUGGACUUGCAGUCAGUACUUUGCUUGCAGGGUGGUUGGAGCUGCUGAGCUUGUGCAUAAAGCUGGAGCCUUGCAGGAGCUCCUGGGAAUCCCUGUGUCCCUCCCCAGGGGGCUCAGUCCCCUGGGCAGACUGUCCUGCUCCAGUGAGGUUACCCCAGUUGCCCCCUUUGUGUCAGGGAGCUCCCUGCUACAGCAGCUGCAACUCUCUGUUCUUCAUCAAGGUCCUCCCACCUCUCCCUCCCACCCCUCAGCUAAUUUCUUUCUCAUCUGUACUUUUUUUUGUUCUUGGGUAUUUGUGUUUUUGGUGUAUCUUUGCUUCUUAACUGUAAUAGAUGUACACUUAAAAUAAAUGCUUCAAAUUAAAAGGCUUUUAAGUUAAGGGA
Apus apus (common swift) is the source of this 4234-nucleotide messenger RNA. RefSeq names its product transient receptor potential cation channel subfamily C member 4 associated protein (gene TRPC4AP). Gene Ontology annotation, biological process: ubiquitin-dependent protein catabolic process. The annotation marks the transcript as partial. Gene Ontology annotation, cellular component: Cul4A-RING E3 ubiquitin ligase complex. Gene Ontology annotation, molecular function: phosphatase binding. The record is from RefSeq and is a predicted model, not a curated record. The transcript has 19 exons. Lineage: Eukaryota; Metazoa; Chordata; Aves; Apodiformes; Apodidae.